Molecule: messenger RNA, 1131 nt
Organism: Diaporthe citri
Lineage: Eukaryota; Fungi; Ascomycota; Sordariomycetes; Diaporthales; Diaporthaceae
Exons: 5
Coding region: 1-1131 (376 amino acids)
Molecular function (GO): O-methyltransferase activity
Source: RefSeq, a predicted model, not a curated record
AUGGAAGAAGCGUUGGCUAGAGUGCAGGAGCUUGCAGCUCAAGACGAGGAUUCCCGUCGCAAAGCGGUCGCAGCCCUACCAAAGUUGGCCUCCUCGCUGGAGAACGUCCAAGAGACCAUCAACCGAUAUGGACAUCUGCAUCUCCAAUCCGCCAUGGUCCAGACGGGAGUCGAGCUGGGUCUGUUCAAGCACCUGAGUGACUCGCCUGAGGGAUUGACAGUCGAGCAAAUUUCGGACAAGACUGGCGCAGAACGCCAGCUGAUUGUACGAUCUCUAAGGUAUCUCGCCGCCAUCGGCUCAGUGGAGGAGGUCGGGAAAGGCCGAUACGCCGCCAACCAUGUUACCCGAAAUCUCAGCGAGAGCUUCUAUCUCAGUGCACCGCCAUUCCAAGCCAUCCCCAAGUUCCUCAAGGAAACCAACUACAGACUCCCGGAUGACGCUAGUCAUACGCCAUUUCAACUCGCACUUGGCACCGACAAGUCCAUUUUCGAAUGGUUCGUUGGACAGCCCGAGUUGCUGGGACACUUCAACAACUACAUGGCAUUGCACCGCAAGCAAACUGAAGGUCUUUCAUGGCUCUCGGUCUAUCCCGUUGAGACCGAGGCCGCGGGCAAGCCGGCCGAACAACCGCUAUAUGUUGACAUUGGCGGUGGUAUCGGCCAUCAGUGCAAGCAAUUCAAGGAGAAAUUCCCCGACCUGCCUGGCCGUGUGGUCCUGCAGGACCUUCCGCAUUCGAUUGCUCGGGCUUUUCCCACGCCAGGCGUUGAGAACAUGGCGCACGACUUUUUCACGCCUCAACCAGUCUUAGGUGCCAAAUUUUACUAUCUGCAUGCAGUUCUGCACAACCAAUCUCCGAGCAAUCUUCGUAAGCUUCUCGAGAACACGAAAGCGGCUAUGGCGGCCGAUUCCGUGCUGCUUAUCGAUGAGAUGGUGUUGCCAGAGACCGGUGUAAGUGCAAUAGCCGCUUCGAUAGAUCUGACCAUGCUCUCGUCUCUGGCUAGUGCAGAGCGGACCAAGGAAGAGUGGGGAGAAUUGCUUGAUGAUAUAGGCCUCGAGAUCGUCAAGACUUAUACGUACAAUGAGCGGACUUACGAGACUGUAAUGGACAUACGUUUGCCGAAGGCUGCUUGA